AUGGGUACGAUUGUCCCUGGGCAAGGGUCUAGAACCGUGCGUACAGAGGAAGCGGUUCUGAUUAUUUUGGCUGCACUUGGAGAGAAGCUUGACCCAACGAACCAUCCGAAGAAGUUUAAACAUGUUGAUGCUAUUCCACAAAGUCAGGAUACCGGGAUACAGCAGUACGCUUUUAUUGAGAAAAAGGAAAAACCAGUUCCGGAAGCAUCUGUAGUGGCGAAUCAAUCUGCCUCAGGCGAUUUGUUGCGCGAUAAUCGUCGGCUGGCUCGAUUGUUCCGCGAGAUCCGUAAAAUUUUGAUCUUCUCCGGAACCCUCGACCCGGUCCGCACAACAGCAUGCCGAAAAUGUCCGCUUCAACUUCCGCCAACAUGUCCUGAAGAUUCCCAUAGCGGAGCGAAUGAAAGCAGCCCAGGCUCUGGUCGGUCGGACGAUUUGGAAGAGAGACUGAAAAAGCUACCAGACAUCGGCUCUGAGAAAAUUCCCCUUCUAUUGGCCGGUGAGCGCGUGCAGUCGGUUCCGACCCAGGCCACACAGGAUCUGCACUUAUUAAAAUCGCCUAGUAGACCUUUGCAAACUCGGCUGGCGCUACUAUCCACAGAAACUGCCAGAGCAUAUCCCGCUGCGACUGGAACUAAUCAAACCUCCGUAAGUGCUGAGACAGAGGGAGGAUUUUUGAAGCGCUUCAUCAAAAAAAUGGGCUGGCUGGACAACUCUAAAGUCCGUCUGCGGAUGUCGAGCUGCUAUCUGUACGAAUCGGUAGCCGAUUGCGUUAACUACAACGAAUUCUUCACGUACUUCAAUAUGCCUAAUUCCUUCAACACCUGGUUCCUGAUAACCGAGCUGCAUGUGUGGAUGCUGCUGGUACGUGCCAUGGCCGAAGGACCGGAGAAGGAUGCUGCUGGUCGGUUCAUGCGUAACUGCAUAGUAGAAACAAUGUGGAAUGAUGUGACAACCCGGGUGAAGCAGCUAGCGGCUGAUAACCCGUCGGCUGUACGGCCACAAAUUCAACUUCUUUCAGAGCAAUUUCAGGCCACGCUGAUGGCUUACGACGAGGGCAUCAGCAGCGAUAACAAGGUGCUGUCGGGUGCCCUGUGGCGGAGGUUCUUCUCCAGUAGAUGCGAAGACUACGAGCAUCUGGAGCUACUAGUUAAGUACGUGAGGAGACAGAUGGAAAUGCUGGAUAAGACAGACCGUUACAAUUUUGCAAUCAAACCAACAGUGAAGUGGCUGCCGUUGAUUGAAAAACCCGGAUUGUAGAGGCUGUAAAUAUAAACGCUGGAGUGAAA
Molecule: messenger RNA, 1286 nt
Organism: Wyeomyia smithii (pitcher-plant mosquito)
Lineage: Eukaryota; Metazoa; Arthropoda; Insecta; Diptera; Culicidae
Exons: 6
Coding region: 1-1257 (418 amino acids)
Biological process (GO): mitochondrial respiratory chain complex III assembly
Cellular component (GO): mitochondrion
Source: RefSeq, a predicted model, not a curated record